Habropoda laboriosa is the source of this 612-nucleotide messenger RNA. RefSeq names its product protein canopy homolog 2 (gene sel). The transcript is spliced from 5 exons. NCBI's taxonomy places the organism in Eukaryota, Metazoa, Arthropoda, Insecta, Hymenoptera, Apidae. Bases 1 to 612 code for a protein of 203 amino acids. Gene Ontology annotation, cellular component: endoplasmic reticulum. The record is from RefSeq and is a predicted model, not a curated record.
AUGAUUCAGUACAAUAUGAACAGCAUAAUAAUAAUAUUUUCUCUUUUAUUUAUAAAUACUUUUGUCAAAUCCACGAAAAUAGAUAGUAAAUUUUUAAAAUGCUUGGUUUGCAGAUCAACAGUAAAAGAAAUUGAAGGUGAAUUAACAAAAAUUGAUCCUUCAAUAGAAAUUGAGAUAGGUAAUUACAGGUUGGAUGCACAAGGAAAUAUUAUUCAUAAAAAGGUUCCACUUGCUCAAUCUGAAGUACACAUAUCUGAUGUCUUAGAUAAUAUUUGUGAAAAAAUGUCAGACUAUGUAAGAGCAACAUAUAAAUCAAAUGGUCAAUUAACAAUUUUAAAUCUUAUGGGCCCAUCUGGUGGUAUGAAUCCUGAAAUGAGCAAAGUUGAUAUUAUUCAGGAUGCUGAUCUUAAUAAAAGUUUAAAAUAUUAUUGUGAGGGAAUAGUGGAAGAAUUUGAAGACUCUAUAAUUUCAUUGUUUAGACGUAAAGAAAAUAAUAUUAAAAAACAGUUAUGUACAAAUGCUGCAAAACUGUGUAAUCCUACAGAUUUUAGUUAUGAAGAUGAUGAAGAUGUUGAGGAAAAUGACAUAGAUGAAGAACAUGAUGAAUUAUGA